Rana temporaria (common frog) is the source of this 1195-nucleotide messenger RNA. RefSeq names its product sulfotransferase 2B1-like. Lineage: Eukaryota; Metazoa; Chordata; Amphibia; Anura; Ranidae. Gene Ontology annotation, biological process: sulfation. Bases 240 to 1115 code for a protein of 291 amino acids. Gene Ontology annotation, molecular function: sulfotransferase activity. Gene Ontology annotation, cellular component: cytoplasm. The record is from RefSeq and is a predicted model, not a curated record. The transcript has 6 exons.
UUGUACCUCUGUUUAGUAUACUCAGUAUUUCCCUAGUCACUUAAGACAUUGAAAGUCACCAUGAAGAAGUGGGCCAGUCAGUCAGUAUGAUGUGGGAUGGGAUGGAUGCAGCACUUCACGUGAAAAGAAAUUGCAGCUAAUGUUUACCCUGCUUGAAAAUAAUUGACUGCUUAUUUGCAUUAGGACAUUUGUGUGCAUCCUUUGUUUAGUUUUUUUUCAUUGUUUGAAAAGUUGUGCUGAUGGAUACAGAAUAUUUCCAACACAAAGGGAUUAACUUUGCUUCAGUCGUUUACUCAAAAGAAAGACUUGAGUAUCUGGAGAAUGAGUUUCAAGUUCAGGAUGAUGAUGUCUAUAUCGUUACCUUUCCCAAAUCAGGUACCAAUUGGAUGAUGGAAAUCCUGAGUCUUAUCCACAGUAAUGGUGACAUUUCCUGGUGCCAGAAAGUCCCUAACUAUGUAAGAAUCCCCUGGCUUGACGUCUGCGGCCAUGGAGUAAAGCUAGUGGAUGAAUACCAAUCUCCUCGAUUAUUCUCUUCUCAUUUGCCCAUGCAGUUUUUUCCAAAGUCUUUAUUUUCUUCAAAAGCUAAGGUUAUAUAUACAGCGAGAAAUCCAAAAGAUGUUCUGGUAUCUCUGUAUCAUUAUGCCCACAUGUCUUUUGUCAUUAAGAAACCUAAUAGCUUUGAUGAAUUCAUGGAGGACUUCUUGGAAGGCAGAGUACCCUUUGGAUCCUGGUUUGAUCACAUCAAAGGUUGGAUUCAGAUGAAAGAUAAUAGUAACUUCUUUUUUAUCACUUACGAAGAUCUAAAAAGGGAUCACAGAGGAGCUGUAAAGAAGAUAUGUACAUUCCUUGGACAUGAGUUGGAAGAACAAACCAUUGACUUGGUGGUGGAACAGUCUAGCUUUAAUGUGAUGAAAAGCAACAGCAUGUCCAAUAAUAGCUUACUUCCAGAUUACAUCAUGGAUCCAGAAAACAACAAUUUUAUGAGGAAAGGAAUUAAUGAUGAUUGGAAAAACCAUUUCACGCAAAAACAGAAUGAGUACAUGAAUACAGUUUACCAGGACAAAAUGAAAGAUCUUAAUGUUAAGUUUACUUGGGAUGAGACUGACAGUUUAUGACAUAAAAAUAAAAAAGACACCAACAAAUGUAUGAUAGAACAAAUGAGAUGAAAACACGUAAUAAACAAGUGAAACAGGAA